UGAAAAGAGAUAAUAAAACAAGUCGUUGAGAUAUCAUCUGGACCAGCUGCAGAAAAGAACUGAUCAAACAUAUGACUGUGCUUAUUAAUAAGCCUGAAUCAAGUCAAGAGAUAUAUAUUCGAAACUUCACCCUAAAAGAAAUAGUAAAAACAGUGAAGAAAGUAAGACAUCACUUAUGGAUCAGAUUGACAGGUUCUUUCUACUAGGACAGUGUAAAGUAAAUGAGCAUUCGUCGAUCAAGUGUAUUAAAAAAUCCCCGGAUGAAGAAAAUAUGCAAAAACUGACUAAAAUUGUGAAUCCAGGUGACCCCCACACAACGUAUGUGCUACAGGAGAUAAUUGGCAAAGGGGGCUUCGGAAUAGUUUACAAAGCAAGGAACGAGCAUACAAAGAAGAUGGUGGGCAUAAAAAUCAUUAAGCUGAAAAAACCUGUGAAGGAAGAAGUCUUAAAUGAGGUUAUAGUCAUGAGGGAAAACAGGCACCCAAACUUGGUCAACUUUUUGGAUAGUCACGUUGUCGAAGAUAAUCUAUGGAUAGUUAUGGAAUUCCUAGGAGGCGGUACUCUAUGUGAUAUCAUUAUUAACACAGUAAUGAGAGAGAGGCAGAUAGCGGUUGUUUGCCGAGAAAUUCUUCAGGCUAUUGCGUUUCUUCACUCUAGGGGUAUCAUUCACUGUGAUAUAAAGAGUAGUAAUGUUGUGUUCGGGAUGGAUGGAAGUGUGAAACUUAUUGAUUUCAUGACGUGUAAACAUAUAGAAACAGUGAAGAAAUGCCUUUCUGUAAUGGGUACAGUCUAUUGGAUGGCCCCAGAAAUAUUAUAUGGAAUUCCUUAUGAUACUAAAGUAGACAUAUGGAGCUUGGGGAUUGUUGUCACAGAAAUGGUUUCAGGAGAAUUACCUUUCCUAAGCGAAACGUACUUUUUCGAUUAUCAGUGGAUGCAGCUUACUAAUAAAGAGCUUCGAACAAAAGAUAAUAAAACUAUUUCGCUGGUAUUACAAGAUUUCCUUAAUGAAUGUCUGGAGCUCAACACUGACAAACGAUCCUCAGCAGAAAACCUACUUAUGCACCCUUUCCUCCAAACUGAUGAGAAUAUAUCAUUAAUAAAAAAUUUGAUUCGAUUAGCUAAAAGAAAAACUAGAAUUCGAAACUAACUAUGUAUUUAAUAAUGGCUGGAGACGGCUUGAAUGGGUAAUGAAGAAAAACUUUAAUAUAAGUUUAACAUAACAGCAAAUGUACAAGGUUUCGACAAGGUUUUGUCAUCAUCAGGUACUUAUGUACUAUGUAUUUGGUAAUACAUAUAAUUCGUUUAUUCACAUAAUAGCCACCUGAUGCACACAAUGAGCUACUCUUAACUGAAUAACUGGAUUGGCUGUCAUUCCUAUAACGCACCCACAACUGAAAGUGCAAAGCAUGUUUGGUGGCAGCACGUCACGAAUACGCGACCCUCGAAAUACAAGUUCAGUACGCUAACUACUAGGCCACUCUCGGACCGGCAGUAUGUAUGUCAACUAAUUUACUGUAUUCUGACAGUGACCGUUUCUUAUAAUAUGUAAUACUCCAGAACUUGAUAUUUGUGAAAAUUCUUCUUGAUGUUGUUUAUUAAUUUACUUAAAACAUGCACAAGUACUUCACUGAAUGAUUACUAAUAUUAUGGUAAUAAGAAAUGCUACUGACUAUAACUGCACAGUAAUUAAAAAUCAGAGACUUUAACCCUACAGGUCUCUGACCUGGACGUAAAGUUCACGUGCGCAUAAAGUGAAGUUCAGGUUAAAAUUUCCAAUUCCACCCUAUUUAUAUCAUUUUAUAACUAUAUUUAUUUUAUGAGUAUUACUUAAUAUGAUAAAACUAGCCAGGAGUGAUUGUAAGCUCUUUAUAAAAACACUAAAUGUUUUGUCUUAAGUAUCUUAACAGCAAAGAGAAAACCUACAUUAUUUUUUACUUUUAUGAAAACAGCUUUAAAAUCAGUUUUUCUUGUUUAUUACACAAAAAGUAGGCACUCUUUGCAACAUCCAAUUAAGAUUUGAAUAAUCAGCAAUUUGUACAAGCCUAAUAUUUUACAAGGAAAACAUUUGAUUU
Molecule: messenger RNA, 2072 nt
Organism: Limulus polyphemus (Atlantic horseshoe crab)
Lineage: Eukaryota; Metazoa; Arthropoda; Merostomata; Xiphosura; Limulidae
Product: serine/threonine-protein kinase PAK 3-like
Exons: 6
Coding region: 176-1147 (323 amino acids)
Biological process (GO): protein phosphorylation; regulation of MAPK cascade; intracellular signal transduction
Cellular component (GO): cytoplasm
Molecular function (GO): protein serine/threonine kinase activity; ATP binding
Source: RefSeq, a predicted model, not a curated record